Messenger RNA from Eleginops maclovinus (Patagonian blennie), 1718 nucleotides. It is a transcript of the gene amn, whose product is annotated as amnion associated transmembrane protein. The record is from RefSeq and is a predicted model, not a curated record. The coding region runs from base 34 to 1470 and encodes 478 amino acids. Gene Ontology annotation, cellular component: apical plasma membrane; endocytic vesicle. NCBI's taxonomy places the organism in Eukaryota, Metazoa, Chordata, Actinopteri, Perciformes, Eleginopidae. The transcript has a single exon. Gene Ontology annotation, biological process: receptor-mediated endocytosis; intracellular protein localization.
UAAUAUUCCCUAAUCCCGUCACAAACAUUCAGGAUGCUGAAAACAACAGACAUGCUCCUUCUGCUCUUCUGUCUUGUCGGGACUUCGGAUUCCCUGUACAAACAGUGGAUUCCUGACACCAACUAUGAGAACAAGGCCAACUGGGACAAAGAAUCUGUUCCAUGUGGCAACGACAUAGUUCAGUUUCCAGGCCAGAGAAAAGUGUCUGUAUUCGUGGAGACCGCAAAUGCUGUGAAGGAGAUGAGGCUGCCAGUUGAUGGAGAGUUCAUCCUGAAUUCAGGAGCUGGAUUUUAUGUUGUGAGUGGACAAGAUCCGGGCUGUGGAGCGGGUGUUACGAAAAAGUUCAAAGAUUCUGAGUCUCUUCGAUGGUUAAACCCAGCUCUGUGGCAGGCAUCUGCAACCUUGGAUGACCUGCAGCGUGGAAACUUCUUGUUCUCAGUCCACGAGGAAAGUGUCCCUUGUCAGUAUGAUGAUGUGGUUUUCAAAGCCAGCUCUUCAUUCAGGGUAGACACCAGCACCGGUCAGUCCACUGUUCCUGUCAAAUCUGUGUCUGUGCUGGGGAAGAAGUAUGAAAGCACCUCGGAGUUCACCCAGUAUCUCAGCUCACGUUCAGGCCAGCUACAGUUUCACGGGUCCUCUGCUGUCACUGUUGGAAACCAAGAGUGUGGAGAUCCUUCUGGCUGUGCCUGUGGGAAUUCUGUAAACCAUAAGCAGAUCUGUAGCACUGUUCAAUGUGCCUCUCUGGGCUGUAAGAAGCCUCUCCUCCCCGUCGGACACUGCUGUAAAGUUUGUGGUGCCAUUGUCACAAUCCAUUUUGCCACUGGUUUUAACCUGCUAACUUACAGACAAAGAAUCCAUCACCUAUUUCUCGUUUUGCCUAAAUACAAAUCCAUUCAGCUGGGCAUGUCUAAAAUCUUCAAGUCACAGCAGUUGAUGGGGGUCAUCCCUUUUGGUACUUCACCUGAGAUCCAGGUGGUUAUUGUGGAUGAAGAGAAGGGAACACAGUCAGAGGGUCUGGCCUGGGACAUAUUAAAGGAUGCACGUUCUCAUGGCUCAAGCCUGGGUAUCACGGAGGCUGAAUUUCAAGCCUCCUCCGGGAAGACCAGCAAUCAGACUGGAAGCAGUGCUGGGAUGGUGGUUGGAACUGUGUUUGGAGUUUUGAUUGGGAUUACGUUCAUAAUCACUUUGACCUUUCUGAUUCGUAGAGGGGUUAUCCAAAUGCCAUCAUCAUUGCCAUCUCUGCCGUCUCUGCCAUCUCUGAGCAGCUUUAGGAGAAGCAGAAUCGAGGAAGACCUCGGUGGGCCUCUUGAUCAUGGUUAUGAUAAUCCCAUUUUUGACAAGCCAAACAUGAUGCCUGAAGUUCCUGGAUUUUAUGCGACUGAAACACAAAAUUCUAUCUCCAUGACUCAGUCAGGUGUGCACUUUGUAAAUCCGGCUUAUGAUGAUAAUGAAACUGAUUUUAAUGCAUGAAGGUGAGCGCAGUAAACCUUUACAAUGUCAAUGAUUUAAAACAUACUUUGGUAUUAACUUGAUGAUUUGACAGACACAAACAAAUCCUCUUAAUGCUUUAUUUCUGUUUUUUCAGCAAGUGUAAAACACAAAUAAAAGAAAUGCUGGCAGACAUUUGUGUAUUUUUUUCCCCCAUCCGUUGUACAUUCAAGAGCAUUAAAGCUGCAGUAAAUUCUUAACACACCUACUGCUCCACAAGUUGCUUCAGU